This is a messenger RNA of Eutrema salsugineum, 2930 nucleotides long. Its product is annotated as tetratricopeptide repeat protein 27 homolog. Bases 18 to 2711 code for a protein of 897 amino acids. NCBI's taxonomy places the organism in Eukaryota, Viridiplantae, Streptophyta, Magnoliopsida, Brassicales, Brassicaceae. The record is from RefSeq and is a predicted model, not a curated record. The transcript is spliced from 20 exons. Gene Ontology annotation, molecular function: protein binding.
CACACUAACUAACAACCAUGGUCGACGGCGAAAUUGGAAUCCUACGCGGUUACGAGCUCCGUCUCCUCCGUUGCACAGUAUCUUUACCUACUUCAGACCCUCCUCCCGAAACCCAUCUGCUUGAUGAAUCCCAAUCUGGAACCCAUCAACACGACUCUCUCAUAAGGUCCCUUCUCUCUUCAAUUGAGGCUGGAGACUAUCUUGGAGCCCUAGCCUCCGAUGCUACUAGGCUAAUACUCGGCGAUUCUGAGUUGGACCUGGUCGACUCGGUUGAUUCCGCGGAACGAGUUUACUCCGAGCUUCUCGACAAGGUCGAAUCGUUCGUGGUGAACGCUUCGUAUGAUGAAAUCGACAAAGCUCGUCGUGCUGUUCUGGUCAUGUGCUUUGCAAUCGCGGCUGCCCUCUGGUUCACUCGUUGCAAUUUGACCGGGCCGACUGAACAAUCAACGAAAUGUUCGUUUCCGUUUGUAGUAUCAGAAAGUAAGGAAUUAGUUGAAUGGGAGAACUGGGCAAAGAUUCAGCUCAUGUCUGCAGGCUCUGAUUUGCUCGGGAAGUUUUCUAAUCUCCAGCACUUAGUGUUUGCUAGAAUGCUGCUGCUAAAGUUGAAAGAUUUGUUGUUUGAGACAACUGCAACUGAAACAUUUGAAUUAAGGAGUAUUUCAUGGUGGCUUGUUAGAGUUUUACUCAUUCAUCAAAGAGUUCUACACGAGCGAUCUUCGUCUUUGUUUGAUAUGGUGCAAGUUUAUAUGGCUGAAGCUCUAGACCAUUUUGGAGCAUUGGAAAAAGUUGAAAGCUAUUGGCCUGCAAAGUUGCUACAAGACGAAGUUUCAUCCAUAACGUCAACCAUCCAUCUGGAAGCAUGUGUGUUGCAAUGCAUAUAUGGAAGGAUUGAUCCCUCUCGGUUACAGCUUGAAUCUGCUAAAGCAGCAGCAAAGCUCGAGUUCUCUGUUAGUGGGGCUCUUGGAUUUCGUACUAUUCACCAAGUAGACCCAAAGGCACAAAUGGUAUUGAUAGCGAAUACUAGCUCAUCCAAUGGGGACGUGAGGCUGGCCUCGGAAAAAGCUGAUGUUGGCCCUUAUGAAGCUUGGGGAGGUGAAGCACCUGAAGUAUAUAUGACUCCCAAACUAGUGAGCGAUGAGAGUGAACCUGGCAAAGAUUCUGCGCCCUUAAAACCAGUCGAACAGGCAAUGAUUUUGGCUCAGUGCCUUUUAAUUGAAAGGGGUAGUCGGCACGAUGAGAUGCAAAGAUGGGAUAUGGCUCCAUAUAUAGAGGCUAUUGAUUCUCAAAAGUCAACAUAUUUUGCUUUACGGUGUUUCUGUGACUUACUACGAGUUCGAUGGGAAUCAACUCGGGGUCGUACAAAGGGACGCGCCCUGGAGAUGAUGGAUAAAUUGGUUGACGCUAUUAACAAGAGUGAGCCUGGAGCAUCAAAAAGGAUCCCUUUAUCUUAUGCAGUCCAUCUUCCUACUAUUCCUGCUUUGAGAAAGGAAUACGGUGAGCUUCUGGUGAGCUGCGGUUUGGUUGGGGAAGCAAUUACAAUAUUUGAGAGCCUGGAGUUGUGGGAUAAUCUAAUUUACUGCUACUGCCUUCUGGGAAAGAAAUCAGCGGCUGUAGAUCUCAUCAAUGCGCGGCUUUCUGAACGGCCAAAUGACCCAAGACUAUGGUGUUCACUUGGUGAUGUUACGAUUAAUGAUUCCUGCUAUGAAAAAGCCCUGGAAGUUUCAAAUGAUAAGUCAGUUCGUGCUAAGCGGGCUCUUGCUCGUAGCGCAUACAAUCGCGGUGAUUUUGAGAAGUCGAAGAUGCUGUGGGAGGCUGCGAUGGCCUUGAAUUCUCUGUACCCGGAUGGUUGGUUUGCUCUUGGUGCUGCUGCAUUGAAGGCCAGGGAUGUUCAGAAAGCUCUCGAUGCAUUCACUUUUGCUGUUCAACUUGAUCCCGACAAUGGAGAGGCUUGGAACAACAUUGCUUGUCUGCAUAUGAUUAAGAAGAAAAGCAAAGAAUCAUUCAUUGCGUUCAAAGAAGCGCUUAAAUUCAAGCGAGAUAGCUGGCAGAUGUGGGAGAAUUUUAGUCAUGUAGCUAUGGAUGUGGGAAAUAUUGAUCAGGCCUUUGAAGCUAUACAACAGAUACUGAAAAUGAGCAAAAACAAGAGGAUUGAUGUUGUUUUAUUGGACCGUAUAAUGACAGAGUUAGAAAAUCGGAAUUCAGAUUGUACAUCAUCUUCAUCGAUUGAAAUCAAAGCUUCUUCAGAUGAAUCAACAGAAACAAAACCGUGUGCUGCAACCCUAGCUGAAACUCAACGCCACCUAGAGUUGCUUGGGAAAAUUAUCCAGCAGAUUGUACGAACAGAAAGUACAUCUGAAAUCUGGGGUUUAUAUGCAAGAUGGAGUAGAAUAAAAGGAGAUCUUAUGGUAUGCAGCGAGGCUCUGUUGAAACAAGUGCGAUCAUAUCAGGGAUCAGAAGUGUGGAAAGACAAAGAGCGUUUCAAGUUGUUUGCAAGAGCAUCAUUGGAACUUUGUAGAGUCUACAUGGAGAUCUCAAUGUCCACAGGAAGCAGACGAGAACUCUUUAGUGCUGAGAUGCAUUUGAAGAACACAAUCAAACAAGCUGCAGUGAGCUUCCCAGACGCUGAAGAGUUGAUGGAGUUUGAAAGUUGCCUUGAGGAGGUGAGAAAUGCUAUGCAGAAGAAUGAAGAGACUACAAAUACAAAAACAUGAAAGAAGAAAGACUUGUCACAGUCAUCAUCACAGUCAUCAUCAUAGGUUAGUCUCUGAUUUCUGUGUGUUGUAAUAGUUAUCAUUUUCUUUGUUUGGGUCAAAGAAAAUGUUGAAAUGCUUCCGCGAAAUGCUUCCGAGAAAAUUUCUAUUAAAUUGACAAGGAAAAUAUGUCAUGCCGUUUUUACUAUUUGGUAGUUAUAAAUGCUUACCGUUUUUUUU